This is a messenger RNA of Adineta ricciae, 294 nucleotides long. The record is from the annotation of a GenBank genome assembly. NCBI's taxonomy places the organism in Eukaryota, Metazoa, Rotifera, Eurotatoria, Adinetida, Adinetidae.
AUGUGUGAAAUCGAUAGAGCUCGUCGAGCUCGACCUGGAACCAAUGUUGCUUCACUCGAAAUGAUGCCGAAUGCGAAUCCGUCUCGAAAAAACCAAUGGUAUGCCAAUUCAAAGUUACAACGAAUAGGUCAGUAUGAAUGGAUGUCACUGUAUUUUGCCAAUAACGUUAUUGAUUAUCAUCGAUAUGAACUAAUCUUUUUCUUCAAAAAGAGUCAACUUAAAAUUCCAUGCAAAGCUGCGACAACUAGUUUGUCUCUCAUUUGGAUAUGUACGAAUUACAAGAGCAAGUGUUGA